UCAGCGGAUUAAUACGAACCCCGUGUAGCUGUACGUGUACACACGGGAGUGAUGGUUUGUGCAGACGUCACGGCACGGCAUCAUCCCCCAACACCGCUUCCUGGGAUCUUCCGCUAUCCGUUUAAUGACAGGAACCUUGGACACACAUCCAUCGUUAUCCUGCAAUUAUGACUGACGUCCCAGCGAUCAUAAACAUCGCCAUUUCCCUGAAAAUACAACCCAACGAUGGACCCGUGUUUUACAAAGUGGACGGGACGAGGUUCGGUCAGAGCAGGACGAUCAAAAUGCUAACGGGGUCGAAAUAUAAAAUCGCGGUGAUUGUGAAGCCGAGUAGCGCAGAGGCCAGCACAAUGGGCAUUGGAGGAAAAACCUUCCCUUUGGAAGAGCUGUCCAGAGAUGAUGAACAGAUCGUCUACAAUGGCACCUAUGAUACUGAGGGUGUGCCACACACCAAAAGCGGGGACAGACAACCUGUGCAAGUCUCCAUAGAGUUUAAAGAUGCCGGCACGUUUGAGACAGUAUGGCAGGUGAAGUACUACAACUAUUACAAGAGAGAACACUGUCAGUUCGGCAACAGCUUCAACUGCAUCGAGUACGAGGCCAAACCAAAUGAGACCCGCAGCCUGAUGUGGAUAAACAAAGAGGUUUUUCAGUAAAACCUGAGCACAGCAACAACAGCAGUAGCAAACCUUCACACUAUGACCUAUAACAAUCAAAGGGUGACUGUACGUGAAACAGAUGACGCAACCGCCCUCAAUGAAACAAGCUGUGGAUAUUAAUGGCCCAGACAAGAGAUCUAUCAGUGUUUCUUUUUUCACCUGUCAUUCAUUGUACCACUGUUUAUUGCAUGAUCUGAACAUUUAUGUCUUUAGUUGUCAGAAUUUCUCCUUACUUUAUCCUUACCAUGCUUGAGCUGGUGCACAUUGGGAAAAGAUGGACGAUAAAUACAGGAUUUGGUGUGAACGAGGCCAUUUGCAAAACCCCUGCUUUCUUAUGGUUACAAAAACAAUGAAGUUAACAUGAUGUGAAGGUUUUACUGCAGGAUUGUGUUUAAUUAUUUGCUGUUUGGUCUCAAAAACGCGUGCGUAUAAAGGUGCUGUAUGAACAUAGACUGGAUAUUUAUCACUCUAUAUAAGUAUGUAUACUGUAAUAAUACAAAUGAAAGGCCAAUCAGUUAAUAUUGUGGUCUUUUGCGACCAGCGCUAACAUUUAUAUAUUUGUGAUGGGUGUGUGAUUCUCUAUAGUAUGAGUAAAUGUUUAUUCCCCUUUAAUUUACUGCUUAUAAUAAUGUUUAUUUUGCCUACCUCUUUAUGG
Molecule: messenger RNA, 1314 nt
Organism: Misgurnus anguillicaudatus (oriental weatherfish)
Lineage: Eukaryota; Metazoa; Chordata; Actinopteri; Cypriniformes; Cobitidae
Gene: cnrip1a
Product: cannabinoid receptor interacting protein 1a
Biological process (GO): negative regulation of signaling receptor activity
Cellular component (GO): plasma membrane
Molecular function (GO): type 1 cannabinoid receptor binding
Source: RefSeq, a predicted model, not a curated record